Messenger RNA from Parnassius apollo (apollo), 753 nucleotides. Lineage: Eukaryota; Metazoa; Arthropoda; Insecta; Lepidoptera; Papilionidae. The record is from the annotation of a GenBank genome assembly.
AUGAAUAUCACAUGGCAUUUCAAUGCUCCAUCAUGGCCCAGUGCGGGGGGUCUUUGGGAAGCGGCUGUGAAGAGUGUUAAAUACCAUCUUCGCAGGGUCAUCGGCGAACAAAAACUUACCUUCGAGGAGUUCUCAACACCGCUAACACAGAUAGAAGCCUGCCUGAAUUCCCGACCGCUCUGCGCUAUCACUGAAGAUCCAAAUGAUAUCAAUUACCUGACUCCAUCUCACUUUCUGGCCAGCGGUCCAGUUUUAAGUAUCGUGGAGACAGAGAAAGACGAAAGAACACGUUGGCAUAUGACGCAGAAGAUAUUCAAUGAUGUUUGGAAGCGCUGGAAGUCUGAAUAUCUGACAGUAUUAUCCGCCAGGAACAAAUGGCAGCAAUCAACUGAAAAUAUCAAAAUUGAUGACAUUGUAAUCAUUCAUGAAGCAAACCUACCUGCUGGGAGAGGGGCAUUAGAGAGAGUUAUCCAUGUUCACCCCGGCAAAGAUGGAAUAGUCCGAGUAGUUACUGUUAAAACAAAAAACGGGACUAUUAAGAGACCUAUCACGAAAUUGACCAUUUUACCAACUCAGUCUGAAGCAAACUAUCAGAAUCCCACAAACUGUCAAUCAAGUCCGAAAAACAAUCAAGAAUUAAGUUUGAAAGCAGAUCACAAAAACGACAAACCAGAAAAAGCACGAUCUAGUAUCAAACUUUGUAAUUUUAUCAUGAUACCCAGAGUUUAUACUUCGAUAAAACAUCAAACAUGA